CCUAGAGCGCCCCAGCAAACAGAGGGCUGGGUGGGGCCAACGGCGGCGCGCCAUUGUCCUUCACGGAACUUCCGUUUGGCGCGUCGGCCACUCCAGCCUUUAUUCUAUUUUAUUUAUUUAACAUGCUCCGACAGCGACGCUCGCGCCUGCGCAGUAGCGUCCAACCUGUUGCUAGGGGAGCAGCGGCCCUAGUGAUGGAGCCGGAAUAAAGUAGGUAGGAAGAAUGGACGCGGGAGCGAGCGGUUAGUUCAAGAGCGCAGGAUGCCGCACAAGAUUGGGUUUAUUGUUAUAAGUUCAUCAGGACACGAGGACGGCUUCAGUGCAAAAGAACUGAUGGUCCAUGCACCAACUGUCAAUGGAUGGAGGUCACCAAGGCUCUGCCAGUAUCCCCAAGAAAUCGUCCUUCAGAUGGUGGAGCGAUGUAGAAUUCGAAAACUGCAGUUGCUGGCUCACCAGUACAUGAUCUCCAGCAAGAUUGAGUUCUACAUCAGUGAGAACCUGCCCGAGUACUUUGCGCCGUACAAGUCGGAGAGGUUCCGAAGGCUGGGUUAUGUGUCUCUCUCAAACAACGAGAAGACUGGCUACAAGGCACGAGAACUGAAAUCGGUCUACGUGGAUGCCGUUGGCCAGUACCUAAAGUUGACAUUCCACAAAAACUAUGUCAAUAGGUACAACCUGUACAGUCAGGUUGCUCUUGUAGCAAUAAAUAUCAUUGGAGAGCCUGCGGACAUCAGUAAUGACAGUAGCCAUUCUUCCAGAGAGAAGCUGAUUGACCAUUACCUGGGGAGCAACCCAGAUGACUCAGCCUUAGAUGGAACAUACACUGGGAAGCCAGAUUUGAUUUCACCGCUGGACGAUCUGGCUUUUGACAUGUACCAAGAUCCAGAGGUGGCACAGAUCAUCCGUAAGCUGGAUGAGAAAAAAUAUGAAGCGGUGCGCCAGGAACAUUAUGAUCAUGCCAAGAAACUCAAGCAAGCCAUUGCGGACCUGCAGAAGGUUGGGGAGCGGCUGGGCCGCUACGAAGUGGAAAAGCGCUGUGCCGUCGAGCGGGAGGACUAUGAUCUCGCCAAGCAGAAGAAGCAGCAGAUGGAGGAGUACCGCCUGAAAGUGUACCAACAGCUGGAACUGCACAACCUCCUCGAUCCGGAUCUGAUGAUCUGUCGGCCUCCCGAUCUGCCUCUCGAGCCUGUGGUUUAUCCUUCCACUUCUCCUCAACAAAAAAAGUCUCUGCUUUCCCCCCGGCGGGUUAAAACUGAAACGGAGAGUCCCGAGCCGUUGCCUCCUGAGAAGCCUCCCGAAGGUCCUUCCCCUGAGGCUGUUGCAGCACAGACCUUCUCUCCUCCCGCGGCCCAGGCCCCCAUCUCAGCCGAGGCUUUUCCAAAGAUAAGUGUCGAGUUCUUACCUUAUGACGAGAGGCCUCUCCCGGCUAUUCGUAAGCAGCAGGAGGAAGGCUUUCCUUACUUGGACCCCGAGAUAAAUGAGCAGGACCCGGGGGACACCCCACGAAGUGGCACCGUUGGAGAGCCUGAGCCGUUGACCGAGAAAGCAUUGAGGGAGGCCAGCUCAGCCAUCGAAGUGUUUGGGGAAGGCCUGGUUGCUGGAGCCUAUUCCAAAACGUGGUCCUACCGCGAAGACUCAUUGCUCGCCAUAUAUAAGAAAAUGAUGGAGGUUUCCACGAGUACGCCGAAGGAUGACCUGAAGAGCCUGCUUCGGGGUGCCAUCUUUCUCACAGUGAGAGCCAUAAAAGACAUUGUCUCUUCAGUUUUUCAAGCUUCCUUAAAGCUCCUAAAAAUGAUCAUCACCCAGUACAUCCCCAGGCAUAAGCUUGGGAAGCAGGAGACCACUUACUGUGUGGAAAGGACCUUCCCCAACCUUCUCUCCAGGACAGGGGACUCCUCUGCCCGCCUUCGUGUAGCAUCUGCCAACUUCAUCCAGGAAAUGGCCCUCUGCAAUGAAGUGAAGCCUCUUCAGAUUAUACCUGCUCACCUGGUGCAGCCCCUGAAGCCAAAUUCCCCUGCCCAUCUUGCAAUGAGCCAGGUGGAGUUAGUGGAACGCUUGCUGAAAGACCUGGGGACAGAUAACACUGGCUUUACUGUCGAUAAUGUAAUGCGGUUUGCAACAGGAGCUCUGGAGCACCGAGUGUACGAGGUCCGAGAAACCGCCAUCCGGAUCAUCUUGGACAUGUAUCGGCAGCACCGAGCCAUCAUCCUGGAUUACCUCCCUCCUGAUGAUGCCAAUACACGCAAGAACAUUCUGUACAAGAUGCUCUUUGAUGGGUUUGCUAAAAUAGAUGGCAAACUCACAGAGGCUGAAAUCAGGGCACAGAAAAAAAACGCUGCCGAAGAAGCCGAAAAGCAAAAGAAAGAUGAGAUCAAAGCUCUGCAAGGUCAGCUGGCAGCUCUGAAGGAGAUGCAAACAGAAGCUCAGGCUGCAAAGGAGAAAGAGAGUGAGUUUCAGAAGUCCAAGGUUCAAGGUGAAUCCUUUAAAAAAGCCCCACAGCCUGUGACAACAGAAAUUCCAGAUGAUCACACCUCAGUUGCAAAUUACCUUGACAACCUCUGCAUUUUCUGUGGGGAAAGAGAUGAAUCCUUCACAGAGGAAGGACUGGAUCUCCACUACUGGAAACGCUGCCCGAUGCUAACGAGAUGCGAUUUCUGCAAGCAGAAAUCCAGUUCGUCCCAUCAUAGUGGAGGACCAGAGCAGGUUGUGGAAAUCGCCAGCCUGACUGAGCACCUGCUGACUGAGUGCGACAAGAAGGACAACUUUGGCAAGUGUCCGCGCUGUUGCGAAGCCCUGCCGAAGGACGAGCUGCCCCGACACGUCAAGGGGAAGGCCUGCAACCCUGCCAAGCCUGAAAAAGUGGCCAAUCGUUGUCCGUUGUGCCAUGAAAAUUUUACGCCUGGAGAGGAGGCCUGGAAGGUGCACCUGAUGAGCAAAGACGGCUGCCGCAUGAAUCCGAGGCGUGUGCAGUCCUUGAAUAAGAGCAUGCCGACGCAAUCAGUGGCCGGCAGGCCUGCUGCAACAGCUCUCCACCGAUCUGGGCCAACAGGAAUGAAGCUUCGCUCCCCCUCGGUUGGAAGCAAGAUCCCUACUCCACGAGGAGGCAUGAAUAAAAGCACUGGCAGAACGUAUGCAAAGCGAUGACGCGGAUCUCUUCUUUCCUUUGGCUGUGCAACUAGCAGCACUUUGUGUAUCUUUCUUUGAGGUUCCGCGCGCAGAUAAUGGCCCUGCCUCACCCCCUCUCCUUCCCCAAGCGACACGCCGCCAGUUAUCAGCCGGUCAGUUCUGUCUGUUUGUGACUUGUUUGGCUCUGGUCCGUUGGUCCUCUCUGCCCCAAGGAUUGCACCUGUCUUCACAGGAGCUUCUGUGCAGAGAGGUUGUGCAUCAGAAACAUUGUCCAGGAUUCUGGGGUCUUUAAGCUAGCAGUAGGCGCUCAAUCCUUUACACUGAUCCCUUCUCGGAGUGCAAAAGCAGGGGAAAAGAGUAAGUACAAGAUGAAACCUUUUUAUUCUCUCCAGUGUCCAGAUCGCUUUCUCUCUGCACUGCGGGCCCAAGUACGAGGAAGGAGGCCUUGCGUUGUACAGGUCUUGCGGCUUCAGUGGGAUUUGCCAUGCUGGUCAUGUUCAUGUUCAACCCAAUUUUCAAAGAAUUCCUCCAGGCAGAAUACUUUGUAAUUCAGGCUGAGGUUGAAAUGUUUGUUCAAAAGGUGUUUUGCGCACUUGACAAGGGUUUGUUGCAUCUCCUAUGGCUCUUGCACGCCUCCCAUUGGUUUCAGUCCCAUAGGCCUGAUCAGUCUCUCUCCCACUCUGCUUCCCUUAACGGCUCCCAGAAUCUGUCCCUUGAGGCAUCCACCUCGGCUUGCCUCACAGGAAAGUUGUGUCUGUUCUUUGUUCAUAAUCAGGUACACCAGAAACAUGUGGAUUUAAGCUCCACAAUUCUGGACACCAGGGCUGUCACUUGUGGGCCAUUCUGCCCUCUUCUUAUCCUAUUUGAAGGUAACUCUUUCCCCCUCUUGCUUGUUUUCUGCGUACUUUUGCUAACCCAGUAUCACUGUCAAGUGUGUGCAUACUGCAGCUAUUGUGAGAGAUAAAUACUGGCCUAAAACCCAGAAUGUACCAUCUGGGUGCUCAGGUGGGACAGCUUUUGGUUGUCUGUUCCAUUUCAUCUUUCUAGUGUGUGUGGGAAUGGGGGGGAGGGAAAUGCAUGUUUGAAAGCUCUCAUGUAAAGAAAACAACCCUCAAAUGUCAGCAGAAAGGGCUGUUAUCUAGCUUUCCUGACUCCAGAUGGUGCUGGAAUCAGCUCGGUGAAUGAUGGAGCAAUGAGUGUUGGAGUCCAGCAACUUCUGGAGACCAUAGGUUCCCCAUCCUUGGAUUCCUUGAGGUUUGUUUUCAAACAUUUAGUUCCCCCACCUGCAGUCUAAACUGCCACCUUUUGACUUAUUUGAUCAUGUGUUUCUGCUCAAAAGAGAAGGGGCAGAUCAGAAAUACCUUUCUGUAGAUCGCAAGGUAGAGCCCUGUUAACCCAGCACGUGUGUGGACACAGCACAUUCACUAAGUAACCAAGGGAAGGAGCCAAGAACCUGUGCUAGAUGCACUCUCCCAAACACACUCAAAAUGAGAAUUGGCAUAUGGUUGCAGCACUUGCAGAUCCUGAAUAAAACGUCACUUGCAUGUUCCCAAAGGGGAUUUUCUAACCUCUCUAGGACAUUGUCCUGUCUGUUUAAGCUCAAGAGAGUGUAGCAUGAUGCUUUGGAUGGUAAAAGGAUCCACCCAUGCUGGUCAUUUUAAUAUGGAAAGGGUUGCCUCAUAAUGAAAAGUUUGAAAAUCUGUGGAUUAGGUAGCUAGAUAAAGGGCAUGGCUCUGUGCUACUGUGAUCCCUUGUCAGCAUUGGCCUUGAAACUGUGUAGGCUAGAGGGAUUGUGGAGGUGUGGGAAGGAAUGGGGAAGCUUGUCAGUUUAAUUUAUGAUGGUGGUGGGCAAUGAUGGUGGUGGGCACUCCUUAUAGGGAAGCAGAUAGAUGGUUGGAGCUCCCCAAAAAGCAGAAGCAGCAACAGGGGGCGCUCUAGUUAAGGAGAGAUUGAUGGCUCAUGUUUCCCUAGCAUAGAUGAUCCCUUCCACAGAAGGCAACCCUUUGCGUGGAGACUGCAUGUGUUGUACAGUUAGCGGUGAAGCAGGCUAGCAUCUGCAUAGAUUUAUAGAAAAAGAAGACUGCUGCUUCUGUCACCUGGAAACAACCCAAGUCUACUCAGUUCACUAGUUUAGAUGACUUUUAAAAAGAAUUAGAUCAAUCCUGCAUGAACUAGUCUAUCAAUGACUUUUAGCCAGGAUGGUCAAGUGGAACCUCUUUGUGCAGACCCAGCAUACCUCCUUUAAACAAAAAACAACACAGGUGCUGGAUACUGACGAUUGGGAGAAGCCACCACCUUCAGGCCCUGCUUAUGGACUCCCAGGAAGCAUCGGGCAGAUGCUAAGGCUAAAUGGACCCCCUGGGGCCAAUUCAGCGGGGCUGCUCUUAGGGGGCCUUCCUUCCUUUCCUGGUGCAAAAACUUGCUUUUAGCCUUCCCUGCCUGGCCCUCAUAAGUAGGAACUGCAAACCUAGCAAAGCAGAGAUGAUGCUUUUGGUUUUGGGGGCCCAGUGUGCCAAUUUUAAAUUGGUUGUGGCGUUGCACCAUCAAAUGCACUUGGGCAUGAUCAAGCACUUGCACACUUCCUGGCACAAAUCAGGCAUUCCUGUGGACACAGACUCACGUGCGUACAGAUGUUGUGAGGCACACAGGCAGAUUCUCCUGAUCCAUUCACAAGCAAGCACACAUUAUUGUUCAGUAGAAAAAAAUGAUUGAGAGUAAGGCACAGGAAGUAUCUUUAUCUCUCCCCAGCAUUCUUUCACCACUCAUUCCCUGAGUAACCCUGUGUGGGGCAAGUUGCUUAAGAAAGCGCUCCCUGUCUGCUGAAGUGGGAGCUGGAGGCCAUCAUAACAGCUGCGGAACCUGCCCUGCACCUUCUGACAGCUCUUCCUCCUUGGCCAAGCCUCUCUCAGCCUCAUAUUCCUCCACAGACGCUACUUAAUAAGUCAGGCAUUGCACCUGCCCUGGCCAGUCGCACCUUUACCCUCAGUCCCUCCCAAAGGCUCUUUUCGGAACAAGAUUGUUUUCAGAAGUCUCCGGAAAACCAUCAGGGAGGGAGCAGAGCAGGCUUCUUGGGGUAGGGUAUUCCAAAGCUUGGGGGCCACAGCUGAAAAAGCUCUCUCCCGUAUGCCCGUCAAUCUAACAUCUUUCACUCCAGGCACGCAGAGGAGACCAGAGGCAGAUGAUCUUAAAUCUCAGGCAGGUACAUAUGGGCGUAAGCGGUCCCUCAGGUACAUUGGUCCAAGGCCGUUUAGGGCUUUAAAGGUCAGAACCCGCACUUUGAAUUGGGCCUGGAACCAAAUUGGGAACCAGUGGAGUUGAUAAAGCACCGGGGUAAUAUGCUCCCUGCGCCGUGCUCCAGUUAACAUUCUGGCUGCUGCAUUUUGAUCCAACUGCAAUUUCCGAACCGUUUUCAAAGGCAGCCCCACAUGGAGUGUGUUACAGUAAUCAAGCCUCGAUGUCACCAAUGCAUGUGUCACUGUGGCCAAGUCAACUGUCUCCAGGAACGGACGCAGCUGGUAGACCAGUCUGAGUUGGCCAGAAGCACUCCUGGCUACCGCAGCCACCUGAUAUUCAAGCAGCAGGGCAGGAUCCAGGAGGACUCCCAAACUGUGGACCUGCUCCUUCAAGGGGAAUGCAACCCCAUCCAGAAUAGGUUGCAAGACUUUCCUCUUCUCCCAGGCAUUUUAGCAUGUGUUUUUAAAUUGUUUUAUAUUGUUUUGAAUUUUAAAAUUGUGUUUUAAAUUGUUUUUAAAAUAUGUUUUUAAAUUGUGUAUUUGUUUUAAUGUUUUUGAUUGCUGUAAACCGCCCAGAGAGCUUCAGCUAUGGGGCGGUAUACAAGUGCAAUAAAUAAAAUAAAUAAAUAAAUAUGAGACCAGGGAUUGUGUCAAAAGCAUGACGGGAUCCAAGGGAGCAGUGCUGUACGUGAGGUGCAAUUCAGAGGGGCAAAUGGAAACGCAGAAAGGAAGGGCAGUGCUUCCCCAGACAUGAUUCUGCUUUCCUGGAUUGUCUUUUGACUUGUUUAGGGCAGAAUUACACGGGACAUCGGCAAACACAAGUUCACAACCCUUUUGGUUGCUGAGUAACAGGAAUUCUGUGGCAGGAGGGAUGCAUUUUCAAGACAGAAGCAUCAGGGGAGCUCUUAAAACACCCACACAUACACUUUGUACAUGCAUCCAGAACCCUUUCCACUGGUUUGUUUUGAUCCCAGGCAGACUUAUUUCCAAAACUGGGGUAAAAAGCCAGUUGAGGGUGGGGUGGGGACAGCAGCAGAUGGGGUAUGGGUUAAAUGCCCCUGCUAUUUUACCCCUGAGAUUCAUCCCCUCCCCCGCAUUUGCACACCUCCAUGUACACCUUACUGUGCAAUCACAGGGUCUUAGUGACCUUGGCUGGAAAUUACCAGCUUACCUCUAGGAAGAGAAAUGCGUGUUUCCAGGAGCAACGUUGCCAUGCGAGAGGAAACCCUUUGCACGUGGCAUGUGCUUGCCUGCUCCAGGCAGCAGGUUUCUCCACUUCAGAUUUCUCAAGACAGGGCCAAGGCUUCUCGUGAAUCCCCGUCAGCCAGUCACCAGUCGAGAGUCUUGCCUCAGGAAGCCAGCACCAACAUGUCUGCAGUUGGGUUUUUGACAUGCAACUGGAUAGCUUGCAAAGUUGCAACUUAACUAUGCUGU
This is a messenger RNA of Rhineura floridana, 7793 nucleotides long. It is a transcript of the gene CEP104, whose product is annotated as centrosomal protein 104. Lineage: Eukaryota; Metazoa; Chordata; Lepidosauria; Squamata; Rhineuridae. The coding region runs from base 262 to 3144 and encodes 960 amino acids. Gene Ontology annotation, cellular component: cilium. The transcript has 23 exons. The record is from RefSeq and is a predicted model, not a curated record.